Molecule: messenger RNA, 4000 nt
Organism: Bufo gargarizans (Asiatic toad)
Lineage: Eukaryota; Metazoa; Chordata; Amphibia; Anura; Bufonidae
Gene: CSK
Product: C-terminal Src kinase
Exons: 13
Coding region: 516-1865 (449 amino acids)
Biological process (GO): regulation of Fc receptor mediated stimulatory signaling pathway; adherens junction organization; protein phosphorylation
Molecular function (GO): ATP binding; protein binding; protein tyrosine kinase activity
Source: RefSeq, a predicted model, not a curated record
GCAGGCGCCGUGCGGUGCUCGGGGCUAGCACCGUUUCCUCUGUCAGGGCCGCGUCUGCAGAGACAACUGAACGGAGGCCUGCCUGCUCCUUCCAGCCUGCGACGGCUUCCGUUCCGAGCUGGUCCCUAGAUAAGGAUAUCGCCGGGACACGCUCCCUGCGCGCCCUCUGUCACCCCCUCCUGUUAACCCUUCCCCGGCUCGGUUAUUGUAGCGGCAGACGUCUCGGUCAGUGGUCCCUGUGCGGCUGUACUCCUCCGGAGCCCCGGCUCUGCAUGCACUGUCCGCAGCAGCCAGCUUCUGCAUGCGGCAGGGCUCCCCGUGGCACCCUCUGACCCCAUCGUAGUGGGCACCCUCUCCCCAUCUCUCUGUGGUCUGCCGUCCUGCCUCGCCCCCCACUGCUCCUCCACACGUCGCCCCAAUUCAAUGGGAGGUCCUGGACAUCUGCACCUCCAGGUCUGAUGAUACUCUGCAGAAUACCGUCCCUCUGAGUCUCUUUUACAAAGGCUACUCCCAAAAUGUCUGUGGUGCAGACACCCUGGCAAGCCGGUACAGAAUGUGUCGCUAACUAUGACUUCCAGAGGAGAACAGAACAGGAUCUUGCAUUUACGAAAGGAGAAGUCUUGACAAUUGUGGCUGUGACCAGGGAUCCCAACUGGUACAAAGCAAAGAACAAAGUUGGCCAGGUUGGCUUUAUACCUGCCAACUAUGUACAGAAGAGGCAAGGAGUAAAAGCUGGAACAAAGCUUAGUCUAAUGCCAUGGUUUCAUGGUAAAAUCACGAGAGAGCAGGCUGAGCGAUUGUUAUACCCUCCAGAAACGGGCCUGUUUCUUGUGCGAGAGAGCACAAACUAUCCCGGGGACUACACACUGUGUGUGAGCUGUGAGGGUAAAGUGGAGCAUUAUCGAAUUAUCUACAAAACGGGCAAGCUGACGAUUGAUGAAGAGGCAUACUUUGAUAACCUCAUGCAGCUGGUGGAGCACUACACUAAUGAUGCGGACGGCCUCUGCACCAGCUUAAUGAAGCCUAAAUUGAUGGAGGGAACAGUGGCUGCUCAGGACGAGUUCUCUAGAAGUGGUUGGGCACUGAAGAUGAAAGACCUGACGCUUUUGCAGUCCAUUGGGAAAGGAGAAUUUGGAGAUGUCAUGCUGGGUGACUACAGGGGAUCAAAGGUAGCUGUGAAAUGUAUCAAGAAUGAUGCAACAGCACAAGCAUUUGUUGCAGAAGCUUUGGUGAUGACGCAAUUGCGACACAAGAAUCUGGUUCAGUUACUGGGAGUGAUUGUUGAAGACAAGAGCAGCCUGUUUAUUGUUACAGAGUUCAUGGCAAAGGGCAGCUUAGUAGACUAUCUAAGAUCUCGAGGAAGAACGGUGCUGUUAGGUGAAUGUUUACUAAAGUUUUCUUUAGAUGUGUCUGAAGGUAUGGAGUAUCUAGAAGCCAAUAACUUUGUGCACAGAGAUCUAGCUGCACGUAACGUAUUAGUUUCAGAAGACAAUAUUGCCAAAGUCAGUGAUUUUGGACUCACAAAAGAAGCAUCUGCAAUACAGGACACCAGCAAACUGCCUGUGAAAUGGACAGCACCAGAAGCUCUGCGAGAGAAGCUUUUUUCAACAAAGUCUGAUGUAUGGAGUUUUGGAAUUUUGCUAUGGGAAAUCUACUCGUUUGGGCGAGUGCCUUAUCCGCGCAUUGCCCUAAAAGAUGUCGUCCCUCGGGUGGAGAGAGGAUACAAGAUGGAUGCACCAGAUGGUUGCCCCGCCGUUGUGUACGAGGUGAUGAAACAGUGUUGGCAUGUAGACCCCAACCAACGACCAUCUUUCAGGAAACUACGGGAACAGCUAGAGCAUAUCAAAGCCAAGGAGCUGUACUAGUGAAGGCAAUGAGGCCACAUGUCAAAACAGACCCAGAGACAGUGACUCGGCCAUAUCAGAAUUGUGGGUAUGGGCACAAAUAGGACUUCUGGGCUCUCCAAACUUCCCUGCCUUGCACUACCUACCACUCAUUUUUGCCCAAAAACAGGCUGAAGAGCCCCACUGGUCUGUGGAACGAUUCUGAAGUUCUCCCCCCCAAAAAAUGGUUUUGUUGUCACAUUUUACAUCUCCUGCCACGAGUGGAAGUUUUCUGAUACGUAAGCAUCCCUCCAAGACUUGGUUUUAUGCUCUUGAACAGAAGAUUAUAUGGCCAGUCUACAGGAGAGCUAGAGACCAACACUGAAAAUCCGUUUUGAAUUCUAGUUCUGCUUUGUCUUUCUGUCAUUUUUUUUAGAUAGACGUUACUUACUGAAAAAUCAUCAGUGACCAGGGGCAUCAUUGCAACAUACAAUCAGCAAUGGGUACUUUUGAAGUCCUUUUAAAAUAUAAAGCAAAUAAUGAUGCAUGCUUCAGACCAGGAACAACAUUUCUGAUUCUUCUCUGCCUUAUUUACUGGGUUAACUAUAAACUGACAUACUGGGCUAAAAAGAGACCUAUGCUCGAAAGCAAAACUCUGGUGGUUUACCAUUCAAGAUGGCUUUUUAACUCCUGUUCUUGCAAACCUUUCAAUGGAACGUGUCAUAAACCAAGUGGAAUAUACCUCCCUUUACACAUUCUGUAUUAUAGUCCUCCAGGACCUGACUAUUUUCUCCAAACCCAAUGUGAUCAACCUAUAGACUAUACAUAGGAGCGCAGACAUCUCAUUAGGGAGUACAUACGGUAUUACCAUUAUCAUUUCAUGGAGGGCGAUGCAAGCAAUAUAAGAGCAGUCAUAACCUGCUACAGUUUUAGGGUUUGUGUAACCUAAUCACUGCCAGUGCAGGUGGCAUCACAUUUAUUUUUUGCACCUUACGCAGAGCAGUGACUGCUGGGAUAUUCCUUGGUCCUCCUGCAAUUUGGCCCUUGUCUGACUGUUAUAUUUUAUUGGUUGUGGUACAGUUAUCAAAUUUUGCAACCCCAAAAAAUUAUUGGCAGGCUCCAAUAAUUACGGUAUUUCUUUGGGGUCAUAAUUUCAGUGAUGGAUUCCCUUCAUUCAUUUUGGCCUAUACAUAUUAAUGUUAGUAGCAGAUUUAUAAUAAAAUAAGAUUUUGUUGCCUGCAGGAACCAAUCACGACACAGCUUUUAUUUCAUACAUUACCCAUGAAAAAUAAAAAGCUGCUCUAUGAUUGGCUGCUUUGGUCUUCAUAGACAGUUUUCAUAAUUCUUCUCCAAUCGUUCGGAUCAUUGUGAUGAUCUGAAUAAUAAAACCUUUUUUUUAACUAUAAGAUCCAUAGCCAGAUGCCAAUGGGAUUUACAAUGACAAUGGUAAUACGGCAUGAUACGCAAUAUUUUAUCUUAUAAAAUAGCCCAGCUCAGCUUGUCUCCAUGUCUGUCUGUUGCAGAGAAGAGAUUCCAAAGAAACGCGCAUGAAUCUUGACCUUCUGAAGGCUUGACCGCUCAGUCCUGUUCACUUUAGCCAGUAUCUAAAUUCAGUCAAGUUAGCAGUUUAUACUUUUGUGAUCCAUACAGUAAUUUUGAAUUUUCAAGCUUGCUCAGGGAAAGGGUAGAUGAAAUCCAAAAUCUGCAGCUGGUUUAGAAGAUGUUGGUAGCAUAGCAGAGACAACUCAGUCCAUUUUCCCCUCCCAGUGUCCUUUAUGUUUCUCACAUUUUUAUAAAAAAUUAAAAAGGAUUUAUAAAAAGGUAACUGUUGUGCUGACUAUGAGCCUUAUAGAAGUAUUAAUGGCCUAGAAAAUGUUCUGCCUUCUUCAAAAGAAAAGAUGAUACUGUAAGUCAAGAUUUAAUAAGAAACGACACAUUUGCAUGCCUUUUUUUGAAAACUGCCUUGUACUUUGAAAUGGCCAGGCACCCCUAUGAGUUAGCACAACAGUAGAGAACAUGGGGUAUACUUGUACCUGCAGUAUAUGCCCCCGUAGGCUCUGUUCACACUAGCAUCAUGACCCCUCUCCAUAAGGCCUCAUGCACACGACCGUGCCUUUUUUGCGGUCCGCAAAAAACGGAAGCUGUCCGUGUGCCUUCCGCAAUUUACGGAACGGGCG